AUGACCACACUACGGGAAAGCUCCCGCUUAGCUCGGGCUAUCUGUAGGCAGCGCUCGCCAUGGCAAUUGACGCCUCUCGUCGCCCAGCGAUGCGCUUCCACCAACGCAGCCGCCGCUCCUGAGCUGGCCGACCUCGAGCCCGGCUCAUCCCUCGGCGCCCCGGGCCCCGAUGAAGCCACCGUGAAGGCCUACAACACGGCGAAACGUGUCUCUGAAAGGCCACAGGAGCUUCCCGGAAAGAGAUAUCAGUUUCACCCCCCCAAGUUCGACCGCGGCCCGCUGCACCCGAUUCAGUCACCGCUCUCCACCGAUCCCACGGCACGAGACUUCGUUCCCGGCCCCUUCAACCUCCCCCGACUGCGCCAGACCUACGACGCCACCGUCGCCGCCGACCUCUUGACCAUGACCUACCUCCACAAGCCCCCCGGCACCCCAGACAAACCGGUGCGCGAGCGGUUACGCGAGUGGGACGACUCGUCGCCGUACAACAUCAACCGUCCCCGCCGUGGGCCCAGGGGCGGCAGCAAGCUCGACCUGCUCGAGAGGAACAUCGACUGGCGCAACGUGCCCAAGAUCAAGGCCGUCUCGCUGCACUCGUACAUGCCGAUGAACAGCAAGACGCCGGGGACCCUCAACGUCGCGCGCUCCGUGAUCCAGUCCAUCAGCGGCGCCUGCCCCGAGAUCACGGAGACCAAGAGCAACGUCAUCCAGUGGAAGAUCCGCAAGGGCGAGAAGGCCGGUGUCAAGACCACAAUCUACGGCAACCAGGCCCUCGAGUUCCUCGACAAGCUCAUCAACCUCGUCCUGCCCAAGAUCAAGGACUGGCCCGGCGUCAACGCGUCCACCGGCGACGCCAACGGCAACCUGGCCAUCGGUCUCAAGCCCGACGACCUCGCCUGGUUCCCCGAGCUCCAGAUCAACUACGACAUGUACCCCGCCAGGCUCCUUCCAGGCUGCCAUAUUUACAUCCAGACGACCGCCACAUCGAACCGCCAAGCUAGGCUGCUGCUCCAGGCUCUCGGCCUCCCUUUCUACGGAGAGUUUAGGGAUUAA
Messenger RNA from Colletotrichum karsti, 1053 nucleotides. RefSeq names its product ribosomal L5P family protein. NCBI's taxonomy places the organism in Eukaryota, Fungi, Ascomycota, Sordariomycetes, Glomerellales, Glomerellaceae. The transcript has 3 exons. The record is from RefSeq and is a predicted model, not a curated record. The coding region runs from base 1 to 1053 and encodes 350 amino acids. Gene Ontology annotation, biological process: translation. Gene Ontology annotation, cellular component: ribosome; cytosolic large ribosomal subunit. Gene Ontology annotation, molecular function: structural constituent of ribosome; RNA binding.